Messenger RNA from Aureobasidium subglaciale EXF-2481, 1638 nucleotides. RefSeq lists its product as uncharacterized. The transcript has 3 exons. Lineage: Eukaryota; Fungi; Ascomycota; Dothideomycetes; Dothideales; Saccotheciaceae. The record is from RefSeq and is a predicted model, not a curated record. Gene Ontology annotation, molecular function: monooxygenase activity; heme binding; oxidoreductase activity, acting on paired donors, with incorporation or reduction of molecular oxygen. Bases 1 to 1638 code for a protein of 545 amino acids.
AUGCAGCCCCUCACGUUAGCUGUCAUUGGAAUUGCCCUUGUGGCCUUUGUGGCCAUCUCUAUCCUGAAUAAUGUGCGGCGUCCCAAGAAGGCAGAGGCAGACCACCAAUUGCCCGGGCCCAAAUUAUUGCCAAUCAUUGGACGCAUUCACGAUAUGCCUAUCCAGAAGAUGUGGAUCAAGUUCAAGGAGUUUGCAGACAUCCAUGGCCCCAUCUACUAUACAGAGAUGCUUGGCACAAGUUUCAUCAUUGUGUCUGAUGAGAAGAUCGCCGAAGAACUUCUUGUCAAGAAGGCCAAGUACAACUCAGACAGACCUGCCGUACCCUCGCUCUUUGACUCCAAGAGUACUCAUGGAUCGAUGGAAUACCUCCCCCUUAUGGGAAAGAACCAAUAUUGGGCUAGACAACGUCGCUUCACUCACGGCUACCUGACGCAAGCAACUAAUGCUGGCUACUAUGGUGUCAUGCAACACGAAGUCAAGAGAUGGAUGUUCCGUCUUUUGGAGAACCCUGACGCCUUCAACUAUACUCUCGAGGAUAUGGCUUCCAAGAUCAUGUGUACAUUGAACUGGGAUGACCCAAGCUUGAGUGAAUAUUGUAUCGGUAGUGCUUGGGGUCUGCUUACACAGAUGUCUCCCGCUGGCCCCAUCACCAACAUCCUCACACCUCUCUGGCGGUUACCCGAAAUCAUCAAUCCUUGGAAGAGAGCCGAACACAAGCGUCAUGACGAGCAACAACGCUGGUGGAUGGAAAAUCUUGUUCGUGUCAAGACCAACAUGAAGGCAGGCACUGCUCGUUGGAGUUUCACCAAGCAGUUCCUUGAAACAGAAAAGACCAACAACCUUUCCGGCGACUACGAAGCAUCCUCGGUUCUGGGUAUGCUCGCACUGGUUGGUAUCUUUACCGUUGCUGGUCCUCUCAAUUACUUCCUCGUUGCCAUGGUCCACCACCCCGAGUGGCUUAAGAAGGUUCAAAAGGAAAUUGACGAACAACUCGAAGGACGUAUGCCGAGCAUCGAAGACUUUCCCAAGCUUCCUACCCUCCGCGCAUGUAUCAAGGAAUCUAUGCGCUGGCGUCCAAACGUCCCCACUGGUGUUGCACACGAGGCCGAGCAAGACGACUACUACCGCGGUUACUUCAUCCCAAAGGGCGUUCGCAUCUUGCCUCUCGACUACGCAUUCCUCUUGAACCCAGUCAAGUAUCCCGACCCAGAGAGCUAUCGCCCAGAACGCUGGCUUGAGGCCGGCUGGCCAACUUUCCAAGAGCCAUUGACACAACAUCCCAACAUCAAGGGCAUGACAUCCUUUGGCUUCGGUCAAAGGCAGUGUCUCGGCAUGUCAUUGACGCAGGACGAGCUCAUUGUGGCUUGUGGUGCGCUAGCGUGGGCGUACAACCUCAAGCGCAAGGUUGACCCUUCCACCGGCCGAGAGAUCGAGGUGCCUACCGACAAGUGCAACUCUCUCCUCAUCGUCAAGCCGGAUCCAUUCGAGAUGGCCUUUGAGCCUCGCAGCGAGGCCCGCAAGGCAGACGUCAUUCGCGAGUGGAAGAUGUCCGAAGCUAAGGAUCUCGAGGAGCGGGCUGCGUUUGCUAGGGCCGCAGCGCUUGGGCAGACGCAAAAGUUUGACGACAUCAUCAUCUAA